Molecule: messenger RNA, 1044 nt
Organism: Aspergillus glaucus CBS 516.65
Lineage: Eukaryota; Fungi; Ascomycota; Eurotiomycetes; Eurotiales; Aspergillaceae
Product: nitrilase
Exons: 2
Coding region: 1-1044 (347 amino acids)
Molecular function (GO): catalytic activity
Source: RefSeq, a predicted model, not a curated record
AUGCCUCAAACCCUCAAAGUCGCCGUCGUGCAAUCGCGCACCCAGUCCUCCCUCUCCGCCACCCUCUCCUCCCUCGAAACCAUAACCUCCCACGCCGUCACCAAAGGCAUUCGCCUCCUCCUCUUCCCAGAAGCCUACCUCGGCGGCUACCCACGCACCUGCGAUUUCGGAACAGCAGUCGGCGCGCGCGCACCGUACGGCCGUGACCAAUUCCUCGAAUACUUCAACGCAGCGGUUGAUUUGGGUGAUACGCCGGCGGGCGCGGGGGAUGAGUGGGUGGAGCGGAGAUUGCCGCUCCCCGCAGGGAAGGAGUAUCGGGGGGAUGGGACGAGGGAGGUUUUGGAGAGGGUUUCGAAGAGGACGGGGAUUUUUGUGGUUACGGGGGUGAUUGAGAGGGCGGGGGGGAGUUUGUAUUGUGCGGUUGUUUAUGUUGAUCCUGUUAGGGGGGUUAUUGGGAAGAGGAGGAAGGUUAUGCCGACCGGGUCAGAACGCCUCGUCUGGGCACAGGGAUCCCCGUCCACACUGAAAGCUGUAACAACCGAAAUCGACGGCGUCACAAUCACAUUGGCCGCCGCAAUCUGCUGGGAGAACUUCAUGCCUCUCCUCCGCCAAAGCCUCUACUCUCAGAACGUGAACAUCUACCUCGCCCCAACAGCAGAUAGCCGCGACACUUGGCUACCGUUAAUGCGCACCGUCGCCGGCGAGGGACGCACCUUCGUCCUCUCCGCGAACCAAUCCGUGCGCCGCGGAGACUUGCCAGAGUGGAUCACGAAGUACUCUCAAGGUCAAGCCUCUGUAGACGAGUACGUCUCGCGCGGUGGCUCGUGUAUCGUUGGUCCUUUAGGUGAGGUUCUGUCUGAGCCGAUUUGGGAGGCUAGUACGGAUGAUGAGGCAGGUAUUGAGGCGGGACUGUCGGUUGCGGAGAUUGAUCUUGAUGAUUGUCUAAGGGGGCGGUUGGAUAUGGAUGUUGCGGGGAGUUAUUCGAGGAAUGAUGCGUUUACGCUUACGGUGGAGGGGUUGGAUUUGAAUCCUCCUCCUGUUUGA